Molecule: messenger RNA, 1758 nt
Organism: Aspergillus glaucus CBS 516.65
Lineage: Eukaryota; Fungi; Ascomycota; Eurotiomycetes; Eurotiales; Aspergillaceae
Product: Zn(II)2Cys6 transcription factor
Exons: 3
Coding region: 57-1547 (496 amino acids)
Biological process (GO): positive regulation of transcription by RNA polymerase II
Cellular component (GO): nucleus
Molecular function (GO): zinc ion binding; DNA-binding transcription factor activity, RNA polymerase II-specific; transcription cis-regulatory region binding
Source: RefSeq, a predicted model, not a curated record
AAGAAGCAUUACCGUCGGCCACGCAGGCGACCAGCGCAGUUGCGCACCAAGACUGGAUGUUUGACUUGAAAAGAAAGAAGAAAUGUGACGAGACACCAGUGACUUGCAAGAACUGUUCUCGGGGAAACCAUACAUGUGCAUGGCCAUCCGAGUCCAGCCGUGGUGGGCCUAGUAGACUAAGACACGUCUCGAGCUCGACAGAGGUGUCCAACCAAGGAGCCAGUCCGGGGAAAUUAUCCUUGUCACCUUCUACUAUUGAAGUUAUAUCGCAUAUCGAGUCCAAUGAAAAUGACAAUCAUGGGCAGACAAACAUGGGCAUGGCUAAUCUAUGCAUCUAUACACCAAGCCCAUUCACUCCAUAUAAUUCCAUCAUAUCUCGCGAAAGUAUUCCCUUAUUCGAAUUCCUGAGAACCGCAUUCUUACCCACUCUCAUACACCCAAUGUCCCACCCGACCACGAUCGAAUUCGUCAAGCAAGAAAAGUUACAAUCAGCCUUCAGCACCCCAUUCCUCAUGCACGCCCUUCUAGCAUGCUGCGGAGCGGAAUUCCCGGCGGAUGAUAUACGCUAUCGCAGGAUUGCGGAGGGGCACUAUGCGAAGGCUAUUGGUGGGUUGCGGGAGCAUUUGGACAGUGGCACUGAAUCGAUGGUGAGACCGAUUGUGCUCUUGAUGGCUGUCAUUGUGCUUUGCAUAUACGAGCGAUCAAAACCUCGUCUCUCCAGAGGCGUUGACGUCCAUCUUCUCGGGGCAGCCCAGUUAAUCCAGCUGCACCUCAAGCGGGACAAAGCAUGUGUACUUUCAAAAUCAGACACGACCAUGCUCCAUCUCAUGCUCGAGGCUUUCAUAUUCCACGCUACAACCAGCAUCCCAUUCCAGCAGCCUUUGGUGCAGUCCGCAGUUAUCGAUUCCACCUUUCCACUAGCUGAGCACGCGUUGGAGGAGUCGUCCUGCCGUUCUGAAACAUGUCUCUAUGCUUCUUCGAUCAUUGGAGUCCCGCCGAAGUUGUUUGGAUACAUUCGCGAAAUAGUCUUGAUGCAUCAGCGGCAUUCAGUUGAGGGUGUUGAUAUAUUGCGAUGUUACGAACUGGAACUCAUCCUCGACUACUGGGAUGGGAACCAAACUUCGCUGCCUCGUAUUCUGUCGUAUCACGAGGCAAGUCCUGGAACCCUAUCACUAGGUCCUAAGCUCUACAUCUUGGCAUCAAGAAUCCUUCUUAAAUGCUUGAUAAAUCUCUCAUCCAGCCCAACCAGUAUAAAAAUACACACAGAUACACACAUUUCAUCGCUAGUCUCCGAUGGGGUUUUCUUUAUCACUCAAUUGCAACCAUCUAAAGACUACUACGCCGAGUAUUACUGCUGGCCGAUUCUGGUGGUGGGUAUGUCGACUGUUGAUCAGCUCGACCGAGAGUGUCUGUUAUCACAGAUCAUGGCAUUUUGGAAAGCAACUAGGAAUGGGACAAUGAGGCGGUUGGUGGAUAUAUUGACAAGGUAUUGGGGAGAUGGAUAUAUGGGCGUGGAUAUUUUCGGGACGCAAAAUUGCCUGAAUUAAACUCUACUUUGGUACAUGAGAAGCCUGAUAGAUAUGCUUUAGAUUUUCCAUUUCCCUCAUAGAUAUCGAUUAUCAGCCCUAUUGACGAAUAGCGUCAAUUUCCGCGAUGAUCCAUUUUUAUUUAUACAAUGGCACCUCUCGGCUAACGGAACGCCAUUCUACUUUCCCUACUCUUUUGAAUAUAAAUUCAUAUAUCCCCAGAUUAAUGCAA